AUGUAUGGAGACACGAUGCAUCCAAGCAUUUAUCCAAGUGAAACACAUUCACCAUCUUUGCUCAAUAUCGCCCCUCGUCAUCUCCGCUUAACCUGCAUAUUUAGAAAUAUAUGCAGGGCUGAUUACAAAGCCAUAUCUGAUCAUCUUGUGCCGCUGAGAUGGUGUUCUCAUACGGUCACCUUCCCUGCCCAACAUGACAGAGGUAUCCUUGUGCCGGGAAGGUGGCCACCUUCCACGGUCACCUUCUCUGCCGUCCGUUCACGGUCAGAGUUUCUCCUCUCCCCCCAUCAUUCCAUCGUGACUAACGAGAAGGAGAACAGAAAAGAGCUCUGCUCUUCCUGCCUGCUGCUGACCGUCGGCCAGCCUCCCUCCGGCGCCGCUGCCGCCGCCUCCUCCAACGGUGUGUCUUUCUCUCCCUCGGGAACCGCCGCCAUCAUCGAUCACCGCUGCUACGCACCGCCUCAGCCGAACUCCCGAAAGGACUUAAUCCUACAAUUAUCUGCAACUCUCCCUCCUCGACUCCUUAUGAAUCCUAUGUUGUGUUGGUGUGUGAAGAGAAUGUUUGAUGGUGAUGGGUGCUUGAAAGUGAGAAGACUUAAGGUUUAUAUACUCCCUUGUAUGUUGUUAUCCAACUGGGGGAGGUGUAGCUUGGAGGGGAAGUAUGUAGGAGAUCUUAUGGCCAAAAUGUAUUUUGAGAAUGGAGGGACUAUCUUAGACGUUAAUUAUUCUUUGUUGAAAUCUUUGAUCUAAUGUGGAGAUAAAUCUCCCAUGUUACUCAUAUUUAUAUUUAACUUGGUAAAGUUAAUCUUCAUUGUUAUAUUUGUAUGUCAACUUUUGAGUAUUUUAUGUAUAUCUCCUUGGUUGAUCCUAUGGCUAAGAAGCAUUUUGAAAAUGUGAUGGGAGCAUAUGAGACCUUGAUUCUUCU
Salvia hispanica is the source of this 925-nucleotide messenger RNA. The record is from RefSeq and is a predicted model, not a curated record. Lineage: Eukaryota; Viridiplantae; Streptophyta; Magnoliopsida; Lamiales; Lamiaceae.